AUGAAGAUGGCUUUGCGUUCCAAAAAUAAAUUGGCAUUUGUAGAUGGAAGAAUUGACAUUCCUGAUGCAGAUGAUCCAAUGUUCGUUGCAUGGGAUAGAUGCAACACCAUGAUUCUCUCUUGGAUUCAUAAAUUUAUUUCAGAAUCAAUUGCAGAGUCAGUAUUAUGGGCUGAUAGAGUAAUUGAUGUUUGGAAUGAUUUGAAAGAAAGGUUUUCUCAAUCAGAUGUUUUCAGAAUUUCUGAUCUUGAAGAUGAUAUUCUUAAGCUGCAACAAGCAGAUUCAUUAGUUGCAGAUUACUUUACACAAUUAAAAAGUUUGUGGGAUGAGAUGGACAGUCUUGAACCAAUUCCAUCGUGUAGAUGCCAACCAACUUGUGCUUGUGGUCUUGUGAACCAAGUCAAAUCCAUGAGGGAAAGAAGCCGUGUAAUCAAAUUUUUGAAGGGACUUAAUGAUCAAUUCUCACAUGUCAGAUCCCAGAUGAUACUUAUUGAACUUUUACCUGGUGUAAAUAAAGCCUUUUCUUUAGUAAUUCAGCAAGAAAGAAGAUUGAAUCUUGAUGUUGGAAUUAAUAAUCAAGUAGAGCCCCAAGGUUUUGCUAAUGCAGUUGAGCAAAAUAGAACAAGAAGUGAAUUUGCAGGAAGAGGACGUGGUCGAAGUAGCUAUGAAAGAGAACGUGGGACUAUCACAAAAUUUUGUACACAUUGCAAGAAAACCAACCAUACUAUUGAGAGUUGUUAUUUCAAACAUGGGUUUCCUCCAGGUUACAGAACAAAAGGACAUAUGGCCAACCUCACUGUUCAAGAUUCACAAGAAACAAAUGAUCAUUAUGAAUUCAUCCCAGAAGCAAUUUUCACCAAAGAACAGCACCAAGAAUUAAUGAAUUUGCUGCAAAAAUCCAAAGAGGGAAAUCAAGUACAUGCCUCUAAUAUUGUUCAAACAUCUGCAUUCAAUAUAGAAUAUGAAAAAUCAAGUAAGAAAUCUAUAUUUGGGAUAUUAGAUACUGGAGCCACAGACCAUAUCACCUACACAACCUCCCAAUUUUCUUCUUUUCAUAGAAUUAAACCUAUAUCAUUCACAUUACCUGAUGGAUUAACAACAGUUGCUGAUCAUUCUGGCACUGUUUCCUCGAAGAAGAUUGGUUCAGCUAAGCAGUUGAAUGGUUUAUACAUCUUUCAACUAGAUAGAGAUUCAAGAUAUGUCAAAUCAAACUCUUGCAAUAAUACUGUUGUGGAUCAAGGAAGCCUUUGGCAUUUACGACUAGGACAUCCUUCAAAUUCUGUUCUUAAAUCCAUCUUCCACACAGAACCCAAAUCUUACUCUCAGGCUUCUAAACUUGAAUGUUGGAGGAAAGCUAUGAAUGACGAAUUAUCUGCUCUAGAGCAAAAUCAGACCUGGAAACUUGUUACUCUUCCUCAUGGAAAACAACAAAUUGGUUGCAAAUGGGUCUACAAAAUUAAAUACGAGGCAGAUGGUACUAUAGAGGGAUAUAAGGCUAGGUUUGUAGCCAAAGGGUACACACAACUUGAAGGGAUUGACUAUCUUGAAACUUUCUCUCCGGUAGUCAAAAUAACUACAGUUCGAGUUCUUCUUGCAAUUGCCACUGCACAAGGUUGGUUCAUGGAGCAAUUGGAUGCAAGUCGUCAAUGGAAUGCAAAACUAGUUACUUCUCUUCUUCAACUCGGAUUUAUUCAAUCUUCUGUUGAUCACUCACUAAUGAUUAAAAGAGCUGGUACCAACUUUACUGCUCUGCUUAUAUAUGUUGAUGAUAUAGUAGUUACUGGAAAUUGUCUUGAAGAAAUCAAUCGAGUUAAACAACACCUUGAUUCUCAAUUCAAAAUCAAGGACUCGGGACCAUUACAUUUUUUCUUGGGAUUAGAAGUGGCUCGUUCAAAAUCUGGGCUUCUUAUAAGUCAACGAAAAUAUGCUUUAGAAUUGAUAUCUGAUGUUGGCCUCCUUGCAGCCAAACCUUGCAAAACUCCUAUGGAUUCAAAUCUCAAGUUACAAAAGGUUCAAGGUGAUCCUUAUCAUGAACCAGCUGCGUAUCGUAGAUUCAUUGGGCGUCUUCUUUAUCUUACCACAAUUAGGCCAGAUAUAAAUUUUGUUAAUCAGUUCAUACCCACUGCUUUUGCUGAUGCAGAUUGGGCAUGUUGUAUUGAUACUAGACACUUUGUUUCUGGACAAUGUAUUUUUUUGGGUUCUGCUCUUAUUUCCUGGAGAUCUAAAAAGCAAACUACAGUGAGUCGCUCAUCAUCAGAAGCAGAAUAUUGGGCACUUGCUAGUCUUUCUUGUGAACUUCAAUGGAUCUCUUUUUUACUCAAGGACCUCCAUUUUCCUGUGCUCAAACCUAUCUCUGUUUUCUGUAAUAGUCAGUCUGCAAUUCAUCUUGCACAUAAUCCUAUGUUUCAUGAAAGGAGUAAGCACAUUGACAUUGAUUGUCAUGUGAUUCGUGAACGUAUCUCUUCAGGACUUGUGCAUCUCAUGCCCAUUCGCUCCUCUGCUCAAAUUGCUGACAUCAUGACUAAGCGCUGCCACCAACUCAAUUUCAUACUCUCUUGUCCAAGUUGGGGAUGA
Gastrolobium bilobum is the source of this 2571-nucleotide messenger RNA. RefSeq lists its product as uncharacterized. The record is from RefSeq and is a predicted model, not a curated record. The transcript has 5 exons. Bases 1 to 2571 code for a protein of 856 amino acids. Lineage: Eukaryota; Viridiplantae; Streptophyta; Magnoliopsida; Fabales; Fabaceae.